ACUGGUCCUCAUUCCAAGCAGAGAUGCAGGCAAACUAAUCCAUUGGAAAAGGCAGAAAUCAUCCAGCGUAACCCGGCAAGAAGGGGAUAUUCAGCACGACAUUGGAAGCAGGAUUUUGAAUCAGCCACAGACUUUGCCAUGUCAGAGAUGAGGUACUGAUGGCUUUGUAGAGAAGCCAUUUGUGGAUGCUGUGGAGGACCCAAGGUUGGAGGGAUGGUUACAACUAGGAAGGGCGAUGAAUGGAUGCCACAUUCCAGGGGGCCUGUGAGAAUGUCUCGGCCAGCUAACCUAGCCUCCUUCCAGGUGUUCUUUCUUUUGCUAUUUUUGUGCUGGGAUGUCUUUAGUCGGGCCCUACCCGCUGCUCCAGAUUACUUGCAGCGUGGCUGGCAGAGGCUUCUGGAGGAAGGGGAGAGCUGUGUGGAAUGUCGGUUGGAAGAAUGCCCCACCCCGCGUGGCUGCCUUGCCGGGGUAGUGCUGGAUGCCUGCGACUGCUGUUGGGAGUGUGCCAAUCUGGAGGGACAGAUCUGUGAUUUGGACAAUACCAACCACUUCUAUGGCAAAUGUGGGGAUCACUUAGAGUGCCGCCUUGAUUCUGGGGACCUACGACAUGGUGAGGUGCCUGAGCCCCAGUGUACUUGUCUGUCUGGCCAGGCGCUCUGUGGCUCAGAUGGCAAGACCUAUUCCCAAAUCUGCAAAUUCCAAGAGGUGCGUAACUCCCACCCAGAGGCUAAUGUCACUGUGGCUCACAAAGGCCCCUGUGAAUCAGAGCCCCACAUCAUAUCUCCUCCCUAUGACAUCUGGAACAUCACUGGGCAAGAUGUGAUCUUUGGCUGUGAAGUCUUUGCCUACCCCAUGGCAUCUAUUGAAUGGAGGAAGGAGGGACUGGACAUGCUGCUUCCUGGAGAUGACCCCCACAUUUCAGUUCAGUUUAGGGGAGGACCUCAGAAAUAUGAGGUCACCAGCUGGCUCCAGAUCCAAGCUGUGCGGAUAACGGAUGAGGGAACGUACCGCUGCUUCGCAAGGAACAAUGUUGGGCAAGUGGCAGCUCCUGCCAGCCUUAUGGUUCUCACUCCUGAUCAGCUGAACAUGACCAAAUUGGCCCUUCCCAAGAUGCCCAACCUUGGACCAGAUGAUUACAUGGAGAGUGAUGAAACAUACGACUAUUACUGAUGGCACCUAUGUGUGUGGGGGAGC
Molecule: messenger RNA, 1194 nt
Organism: Elgaria multicarinata webbii
Lineage: Eukaryota; Metazoa; Chordata; Lepidosauria; Squamata; Anguidae
Gene: KAZALD1
Product: Kazal type serine peptidase inhibitor domain 1
Exons: 5
Coding region: 214-1170 (318 amino acids)
Biological process (GO): regulation of signal transduction; regulation of cell growth
Cellular component (GO): interstitial matrix; extracellular region
Molecular function (GO): insulin-like growth factor binding
Source: RefSeq, a predicted model, not a curated record